AGCACAGAAGGCAGGCUUGUCGAAAUAUGGGUGGAAAAAUCCGGCGGCGCUAAUUCAGUGUUCUCAGUUUGUAGUGUUUAUUUGGUCUUAAAAACAAACGAAACGCAAUGGCGAACAUUAAACGGGAGAGGGAUAUCGAUAAUGAAGAAGAGGAAGAGGUGCGAGUGAAAGUUCCCAGAUCUCAUGACACUGAAGACAAAAGAAGCAGACACUGUCCCUACCUUGACACGAUCAACAGAAGUGUCUUGGACUUUGACUUUGAGAAACUGUGCUCAAUCUCUCUCUCACACAUUAACGUCUAUGCCUGUCUUAUUUGUGGAAAAUAUUUUCAAGGGAGAGGGUUAAAGUCUCAUGCCUACACACACAGUGUUCAAUUUACACAUCAUGUCUUCUUGAAUCUUCACACCCUUAAAUUCUACUGUCUCCCGGAUAACUAUGAGAUCAUUGACUCAUCUCUUGAGGACAUCACUUAUGUGCUGAAGCCAACUUUCACCAAACAGCACAUUGCUAAUUUAGAAAAGCAGGGGAAACUGUACAGGGCGUACGAUGGCACAACCUACCUGCCUGGUAUUGUGGGCCUCAACAACAUCAAGGCCAAUGACUAUGCCAACGUAGUUCUACAGGCUCUGUGCAACGUGCCCCCACUUCGUAAUUACUUCUUGGAAGAGGAGAACUAUCGUGGGAUUCGUCGGCCUCCUGGCGACAUCAUGUUCUUGCUGGUGCAGCGGUUUGGUGAGCUAAUGCGUAAGCUCUGGAACCCGCGCAACUUUAAGGCCCAUGUCUCACCACAUGAAAUGCUGCAGGCUGUAGUGCUUUGCAGUAAGAAGACCUUUCAGAUCACCAAACAAGGGGAUGCUGUGGACUUUCUUUCUUGGUUCCUAAAUGCACUGCAUGGAGCUCUGGGUGGAACCAAGAAAAAACCAUCUAUUGUCACAAAAGUCUUCCAGGGGACCAUGCGUAUCUUCUCAAAGAAACUUCCUCAUCCUGAUUUGCCUGCCGAGGAGAAAGAGGCGCUGCUGCAGAAGGAGGAUUAUCAAGAGGAGAUGCUGGAGUCCAGCUUUCUGUACCUUACCCUUGACCUACCCACAGCCCCACUGUACAAAGAUGAGAAAGAGCAGCUGAUCAUCCCUCAGGUUCCGCUCUUCAACAUUCUGGCAAAGUUCAAUGGCAUCACUGAAAAGGAGUACAAAACUUACAAAGAAAACUUCCUAAAAAGGUUCCAGUUAACCAGACUUCCUCCAUACCUUAUCUUCUACAUCAAGCGAUUCACCAAGAAUAACUUUUUCGUUGAAAAGAAUCCCACGAUUGUCAAUUUCCCCAUCACUAACGUCGACCUGCGUGAGUAUCUAACAGAAGAGGCCCAGGCUACUGAGAAGAACACAACCUAUGACUUGGUAGCCAACAUUGUGCACGAUGGGAAGCCAUCAGAGGGAUCAUACAGGAUUCACGUCUUACAUCACGGCACAGGGAAGUGGUACGAGCUCCAAGACCUGCAGGUAACUGAUAUCCUGCCUCAGAUGAUCACACUAUCAGAAGCCUACAUACAGAUCUGGAAGAGACAGGAUGUAGAUGAUGAUGGAAAAAGCCACACAGGAGCUUGAUCAUAGACUUUUAAAGACACGAUGGCAAACCAGAACUGGACCAUGUUUUCACUUCACUCUUCAGUAACAUAAAUAUUAAUUCUUGCCCCCAAUUCAAUUUUAUUUCUGUGUAAGUGUGGUGCAGGUUUGUUAAAUUUGUUGAUUAAACAUUUUAAUAAUAUACAUAAAGUCUAUUGCUAUAAUUUCCAUUCUGGUCAAGAAGGCAAUAUGAGGAGAAAACGCUUUGUCUAAGGUGUAGCAUAUACAUUUUAAGGUAAAUCCUCCAACAAGUUCACCAGAUUAUGCAAAUAAAUACCGGCCACAAAUAGUUUCUCCACACCAAAGAAAAGUCACCACCCCUAACAGCCUACUUGGGGGGUUUUGUUCCUCAAUAUACACAAAUUAAACUACUGGUGAUUCACACAUAAGAGGAGAACAAGCAGUAGGACAAAAUGUAGCUGCACAGGGGAGGGUCUAUAUUUAUAUUAGAUAUUUUUACAUAUAAUACAAUCACUUUUUUACUUUUGUCCUUUUUGGAGAAAUAACACGUGUUUUUGGACCACAAAAAUUUGCAGUAGAUUUGUUUUAAUCUAAAGAAACCGAUUCUUCAAGAGCAACAUACUGUGUUAAUCUCAAAUAUGGCUUAAAUUUCUGUAUUUAAAAUUACAUUAUGAUGAUGAAAAGCCAUAUGUCAGUGAAUGUGGCCAAAG
Messenger RNA from Clarias gariepinus (North African catfish), 2290 nucleotides. RefSeq names its product ubiquitin specific peptidase 39 (gene usp39). Bases 108 to 1601 code for a protein of 497 amino acids. NCBI's taxonomy places the organism in Eukaryota, Metazoa, Chordata, Actinopteri, Siluriformes, Clariidae. The record is from RefSeq and is a predicted model, not a curated record. Gene Ontology annotation, biological process: protein deubiquitination; mRNA processing; spliceosomal complex assembly. Gene Ontology annotation, molecular function: cysteine-type deubiquitinase activity; zinc ion binding. The transcript is spliced from 13 exons.